Molecule: messenger RNA, 774 nt
Organism: Camelina sativa (false flax)
Lineage: Eukaryota; Viridiplantae; Streptophyta; Magnoliopsida; Brassicales; Brassicaceae
Biological process (GO): translational initiation
Cellular component (GO): nucleus
Molecular function (GO): translation initiation factor activity; RNA binding
Source: RefSeq, a predicted model, not a curated record
UCUUUACUGUGCUUCUCUUUAAGGCAUUGUGUGCGAUUCUCUACUAAAACGGCUCACGACUGCAAGCAAAACCCUAAUUUCAAUUUCUUUGUUGAUUUUGCUCUUCUUGGUUGUAACUUUGUUUUUGGAAUUUGAGUUUGAAAAGAGUUAAAAGAAGAGAUGAACAGAGGAAGAAGGAAUCUGAAACAAGCGGCGUCAGAGCAGGAUUUCACGCUUGAGGAAUGUCAAAGCAUUGCCCAAGUCGUCUCUCUCAGAGGUUCCAAUCAAAUUGAGAUAAUGGAUGCAAAAGGAGAGAACUCAUUAGCAUUGUUUCCAGCCAAGUUUCGUGAGAGCAUGUGGAUCAGACGAGGAAGCUUUGUAGUGAUUGACCAUACAGGCAAGGAAAAGGCGCAAGAGUCUGGUAGCAAAGUUACAUCUAUUGUGUGUAAAGUUCUCUUCUUUGAGCAAGUCCGUCUCCUUCAAAAGUCCCCGGAAUGGCCGGAAGUCUUCAAAGAUACUAAACCAAUUCCAGCUGAUGAAAGCUCUCAGACACCUAUUCCAGAGCAAGAAGAUGAUGGUGAAGAUGAUUCAAGUGAUGAUGAUGAUGGCAUGCCCCCAUUGGAAGCAAACACAAACAGAUUGAGACCGUUUGGAGUGAAAUGUGACGCAGAAACAGAUUCAGGGUCAGAUUCUGAUUCAUAGUUGCAAUUUGUAUCUUAUUAAACAGUAUUGUAACCAACACAGAGCUGCUGACAAGCAGAGUUUUGAUUUGCAAUAGAAUUGAUUUUGAUUAUU